AUGUCCACCGCAUCACAACCUGCAGCUUCGGCAUCGCACAGAUCGCCUGCAUCAACGGCACAACGAACAGCAGAAGCCAAGGACGCGUUUACUGCAUCUCUCAAUUCUGUCGGGGCCAGCAUUGAUGCCGAACUACAUGCACGGGCGAAGAACAUCCACGCCAACGCCAAAGCACUAAAUAAGCAGGAAAAUGAUUUGCGCCAGGACACAAAAUCCUUAAGCAAGGAGAAUGACUCUCUCCAGAAACUUCUUGACAAGACGAAGAAAGAGGUCCAAGGUUUCGGUGAACUGAACAGCGUGAUGGCAAAUCUGGACGCCGAUAUGGCGAUGAUUGAGGAGACUCUGCGACUGGCGGAGGAGGGUGAGGAAGAAGAUCCUCCAAAAGACGAUCACCCUCCGCAUCAUGGUUGA
Molecule: messenger RNA, 411 nt
Organism: Rhinocladiella mackenziei CBS 650.93
Lineage: Eukaryota; Fungi; Ascomycota; Eurotiomycetes; Chaetothyriales; Herpotrichiellaceae
Exons: 1
Coding region: 1-411 (136 amino acids)
Source: RefSeq, a predicted model, not a curated record